Messenger RNA from Acanthaster planci (crown-of-thorns starfish), 3148 nucleotides. Its product is annotated as centriolar and ciliogenesis-associated protein HYLS1-like. Gene Ontology annotation, cellular component: non-motile cilium; centriole. NCBI's taxonomy places the organism in Eukaryota, Metazoa, Echinodermata, Asteroidea, Valvatida, Acanthasteridae. Gene Ontology annotation, biological process: cilium assembly. The record is from RefSeq and is a predicted model, not a curated record.
UUAGGGUUGCCUGCCUUCGAAGCGGACGGUUUGAAAUUUGAUUGCUUCUACAUUUUCUCCAUUUAAGGACAAAUCUGUAACGGGAGUACUGAAAAGAAAUUGACCAUUUGGAAGGGAAGAAGAACUUUAUUUAAUAAUAACACUUCGGCCUAUUGGUUUAAGCAGCAAUGGAUACCUCAGACGACAGCCUGCGUUUCAGCGAGGACGACGUCCGCCGACAGUUGGGCAUGCUCGGCUACCACAACAUUCCCACUGCACAGCUGCAACAGUUUGCCAAAGAUUUGGAGCGAUUAAUCAAAGACGAAUCUGAAAGAGAAGGAUUGAUUGAUACAUCUGCCGCUUCUGACUUGGAUUACACAGCUGAAGAUCUGAGGCUGCCAGUCAGAAGUCAUCCAAUGCCCUACCCGUCAGCUGGAGGCAGACGGCCCAACUCAGCUCCCAGUGCAGCCAAGAGAUCGUACAAGCCAGUUGCAGCUGGGCAGCCAGUGAAACCAAAACCAAGUCAGACAGCCAAUUACCCGGCUAAGCACCCGGAGCCUUUCAGCUACAAAUAUGGUGACACGUCCACCGUGGGCCUGGACACAACGGAUGACAGCACCCAGGGCAGGGGGAGGCAGGGCAGGGGGGCGUCGGCCAACAAGAGACCCACAAUGAAGAGGAAAGUGGUCAGGAAGAUGAAUGGUCAGGCCCAGGUGUUUGACGAGUCCAUAACUGAAAGUGAAUCAGGAGAUGUACGUGACGUCGGUGAUCGCUUAUCCCGUUUGGCCUUGAGGCAAGAUGUCCGAGGCUCUGAUGAUGAGGAUGGAGACACUACGUUGACGGAGACUGACAGUGCCUCCAGCCUUUCGGAUCUCAUCUACACCUCAAGAAGGCCACACUCCUCCAGAGGACUGUACACUCACCGGCCUGCAGGAGAUGAAAACACAGUGUACAAACCCCAUCUACCAAGAUCAUUCAUAAGACCAGACUCUGCUCAGCCAAGGACAAAGCAUGACAUGAAGACGGAUCCAGUCUCGAGACAUCAGAUGUACAAGGCCGCAUGGAGCAGUCAUAGAGCGCCGGGCGAAAAGAACCGAAACGACCUCAGAUGGAGCAUCAGGGAGCAGAUGAUGUACAAGGACUCGGCGGCGUAUCCAAGGCGCACACCUCGGGCGUACUCCGCCAACAACUACGUGGUGCCCACAGACAAGAAGAGGCAAGCUUUGAGGUGGGCGGUCAGGACGAGUCUGGCACACAGGCAGAUGCCGCCAUCCACAUUCUAUUGAGAAGUACAUGCAGCAUAGUGUACAAAAAAAGAAAAGUACUAUUCGUCUUGCAUGUACAUGUAAUUCCCUGUUGUAAGUUUUGACCAAGUACUAAGUGAGAGAGGAAAAACAACGCAAAACGAAGCCUAGUAUGUUGCAUGGAACCUUACCGCUAGAUGGAAAAUGUACACUAGAAAAAAGAACCACUUCUACAUUAGGUGAAAAGUAUGCUUAGGAAUUACGACAACUGUCUUUGUGUGAGUGGUGGAGUUCGAUAUAUAUUCCCAGUGGGCUGAAAAUGGCAUUGCCAAGUUUUGGAAUGAAGUGUGCUGCACUCGUGAAGAGAAAUACAUUUCCCAUGUCUGGAUUUCACGGUUACAUGGGCUUCGCUUGACAAUGUAGAAAUCUUGGAUAACUGCACCGAACAUGAAUUUGAUAAGUUUGUAAAGCUGUCACUAUUCAACGUGGCUGGCCCCUUUUUACUAUAAAUUUUUGCGCCUUGCGUUAAAAACUGUAAACAUGUGGUGUUGGUUGGAAUAUGAGAUUGCCAAUACAUUGAUUUUUACAAAGAGCUCCAGUUGUAGUUUCAGUUUUAAUCAAUGUGUAAGAUAAAUUUGUACUUGAUUGACUGUAUCUGUAAAUAAAAUGGUAAUAUUCAUUAAUUACAUGUUUGUUUGUCAGAUACUGCCCUAAAAAGCUUGGUAUGACUGUUGGCGACUAAAACCACAAAUGCUGCAAAAAUUUCUUCCAAAACACACACACACAAAUUCUGAACCAAGGCGCAGAUACAAUUACAGCAUAAGGAACAAACAAAAUCAUUUUAUUGUGUUUUUUCUUCGAAACAAACCGUACGUAAACACAGUACUCAAGCAAUAAAUGAGGACAAAUUCAUCUUAAUUGUCGCAGAUCAUUCCAAUUCCCAUGGUUAAUCACCUUCUAUGCUCAAUCGGCCAAGGUCAAACCUGUAGAACUCAGUGUGGUGUCAAAUGGCAAAUUUGAUGGCAAUUUUCUUUCCUAAAUAUCACAUGUACGUUACACACAGAAUUGUCAUCCAUGUAGGUCACUUCCCCCCCCGCCACUCGUGACUAAAUCCAUGUGUAUAUUCCAACAUGCAGAUGAUACUGUAUGAAGUGUCAAGGAAAUGGGUGCAUAUCAUAAGUCCAAUGCAUCAUAAGUCUGAAUUUUUGGACAUACAAGCCGUCUGACUAAUUGACAGUUCGGGUCUAUAGGCCAAAAUAAACUAAUAAAGAAUCGUCGGACUUAUGAGGCGUCAGACGUAACAAGCUGACCCCAAGGCAUACGGUAUAUUACUGUACCACAUGCCAACAGAGGACUUGCAUGGUGUGCCCUCACUGAGGACAGGUCUUUGUUCCUGUGUGAUAUGCACAAGUAGACCCUCAGUACUUCCACAGUCAUAGAACUAAAGACAAAAAUUCCCUCUGUGAAGGCGCUCUUUGCAGUUUCUCUGUGUAAAUCAAAACAAGUAGUGAUAUCUGUGGAACCCAGGAUCAGCUGGCCAAGUAUUAUACAUGUAGUUUGAAUGAGUAGAUAGGACUGUUUGGGCAUAGCCUACAACAUAUAUUACAAGAAAUCUGUUACAUCUGAAAACAUGUAUACACUCAUAUUCCGACCCCCAUCAGUGAGGGCGCUUAGAAUAUCUAGCCACAAAGGCCUGGUUUCUAACAAUCUUCAAAUCAACAUACUUGUCAGGUUUUGACAAAAUGCCAGGCCUUGACUAAAGCUGGUUUUGUCCCUUUCUGUGUCCUGAAAGAAACCAGGGAUGUACCCCUCCUGAAGGUGAUAUCUGUGUUGAAGUCCCGAGGGAGAUGUUUAUUUCUUGGCAUGGCUGCUUGCACAGUUAAUGAAACGCCACAUGGUCAACUUGCAACAAUCUGUGCUCUCUU